This is a messenger RNA of Drosophila biarmipes, 1805 nucleotides long. RefSeq names its product sulfhydryl oxidase 2-like. Gene Ontology annotation, molecular function: protein disulfide isomerase activity; flavin-dependent sulfhydryl oxidase activity. The transcript has a single exon. Bases 39 to 1706 code for a protein of 555 amino acids. Gene Ontology annotation, biological process: protein folding. Gene Ontology annotation, cellular component: Golgi membrane. NCBI's taxonomy places the organism in Eukaryota, Metazoa, Arthropoda, Insecta, Diptera, Drosophilidae. The record is from RefSeq and is a predicted model, not a curated record.
UUGAAGUGGCUCAUUUGAGUUGUGAGCACAGUGUGGAAAUGAUUCUCCUACUCAAGACGCUUCUUUAUGGCCUGCUGCUCCUCGCCCCCGCGCCAGUCUCAGCCCGGCUAAAUGCCCGAAAGUCGGCCAACGAGGCGAGUCUCUACAGCGACACAGACAAUGUGAUCAUGGUCGACAUCGGAUCGCUGCGGCCGGCUCUCAACAUGAACAACGGCAAGCUGGUGCAGUUCCUCAACAGUUUCUGCGGCGACUGUCAUCGAUUUGCGCCGGUCUUCAAGACCCUUGCCCGCGAUCUGUACAAGUGGCGCAGGAUUCUCCGCAUCUACGGCGUGGAUUGCGCCCAGGAGAGAAAUGCCGAGCUCUGUAGGGAGUUUAAUAUCCGGCAGACGCCCUCACUGCGGUUCUUCAGUCCGGACACACAGAGGAACCAUCAAGUUCUUGGCGCUGUCAUCCCAGGGCAGGAUCCCAAGUUGAUUAAGUCAUCUCUGGCCGAAAUGCUUUCCCAAGAUGACUACGGUGCCGGUCAGCCCAACUUUCGCCCUCUAAAACCCGAUGAAGAUACAAAAUCUCUGUUGCUUGAAUUCAAAGAUCUGGACAGUCCGGUGAAGUUCAUUGCUCUCGUCCUCCAACCAAAGGACUCCAAGAUUGGCAGAGACACUCUGCUGGAACUGCUGCCCUUCAAGGAAGUUGCAGUGAGGAUAGUUGAAGAUGCAAAGCAUUUCGCCAACUUUGGACUGCAGGCAUCCAACCAGAAGUUGGCCAUUAUAGAUGCAAGUGGUAGUGCCCAGUAUCUGGCGCCUUCUGCGGAUACAAGUGAAGCCUACGCUGCCACUGUGGGGGAUUUCCUUAAGAACCUAAAUUACAAGCCAGAUCCACCUCUUCCCAUGGCGGUACCUUCAAAUAUGACCGACUUUCUGGACCAACAACAUCUGGCCAUUCUCAGCGAGGUUCUCAAGCCGCCACCCAAGGUCUAUCGUGCCGAUUUGGAACAGGCAAUCGACAAACUCCUGCACAUCGAACUUCGCAAAUGGGUCUCUUUGGAGGGCAACAACCUGAAUGCUCUAAAAAAUAUUGUUACCAUAUUGAGCUAUCUUAAUCCUUUAAACAAGGAUGGAAAGUUAUUGAUGGAUGAUUUGCGCAGUACCCUGAUGCCUUUGCAGAGCAUAAAAGGAGCUGAGUUUGGGGAUUUGGUUGAUUCCCUGGAAAAGAAUCGGAGGGUCUUCAAGGGAAGGCGCUACGUUGGCUGCAUUUCAUCACGACCUCUGUUGCGGAGCUUCACCUGCUCCAUGUGGACACUGUUUCACUAUUUGACAGUGGAGUCUGCAAAGCCACCGAACUACUUUGCGCCGGGUUCCGUGCUGAUAACCAUUCAUGGUUUCGCCAAGUACUUCUUCGGCUGCACGGAUUGCUCCCAGCACUUUCAGCAGAUGGCCAUUCGCCGGAAUCUGUGGGCGGUGAAGACCCACGACGAGGAGAUCCUCUGGCUCUGGGCAGCCCACAACGAGGUCAACCAACGUAUUGCUGGCGACUCCACCGAGGAUCCCAAGUUCCCGAAGAUUCAGUUUCCCAGCCCCGAGAACUGUCCCACCUGCCGGAACAACAACUCAGAGUGGCGAAACGAUGAAGUCCUAAAGUAUUUGAAAAACCUCUAUGAUAAGAAAAACCUGAGCUUCUACGGACUUCCCACCCCACAAGGUUACUCUUGAAGAUGCUUUUUAAAAAGGAAGCAUAAAACUAUUAUGUUAUAAAUUCUUAAAAGAAUUAUGCAGAAACAUUAAACAAAAUAAAAUCAAAAUAUAAAAUGG